This is a messenger RNA of Fraxinus pennsylvanica, 1857 nucleotides long. The record is from the annotation of a GenBank genome assembly. Lineage: Eukaryota; Viridiplantae; Streptophyta; Magnoliopsida; Lamiales; Oleaceae.
AUGGACCCUCGCCGGAUGCCUCGAACUAUAACCGACCCGAAAAUCCGGCAAGUCGGGUUCUUCGCUCCCGUGGCCCCACCCGAUGUAUCAAUGUUGGGUCCGCCACGGCCGACCACUCCUUCCUCUCCGGUCUCGGGCAACUCCUUGUCCCCCGUCAUGAUCCCUCCUCCGCGACACCUCUCCUCGGACAACGUCCUACUCUCCCCCCACAUCGCCGUCGACUCCUUCCUCCCGGUUGGCAGCUAUAACGCUUCGGAAUUUUCAUCCUCUACUGCAACUGAGGACUUCUCUGAGGACAACUUCUCCAAAGACUCUGGCUGGGUCCUCAAUGAGAAUUCUGGUAAAGCCGCCGUGAAACCGAAUACCCAUGCCGCCAGUGGGUUGACCCCUGCCGUUUCGAAUGAAGGGCCACCUAUGGAGUUGCAGAAGCAGCAACCACCAGCUAGUUCAAUGCCGAAAAAGGAGCAAACGACAAAGGCUGAACGACGUGCUCUUCAGGAUGCUCAGCGAACCGCCAAAGCUGCUGCUAAUGCUGGUGGAAGUAAGAAGUCUAUUUCCGCUUCUGCAGUGGUCAAUUCAGCCAACGCAAAUACAAAAAAGGUUGCAAAGGCUCCUCCCCAAAAGAAAGACAGCUCCUCAGUUGCAGCUUCUGAGAAAAGAGGUGGCGAUCGUCAAACAGAUAAAGAUAGGAAGAAAGAUGCCCCUCAUCCUCGUAUGCAGUUUGAUGAUGAGGACCGAGUUGAGAAGGCAAAGAAGCGGUCUGUGGUAAAACAAACUGAAUCCAGGAACAGAGUUGAACUAUUUAGACAUCUACCUCAAUAUGAACAUGGAACUCGGAUUCUUGACCUUGAAUCACAUUUCUUUCAGCUUGACACAGUUCAUCCUGCAAUUUACACGGUUGGGCUGAGGUUUUUGACUGGGGAUAUAUCUGGUGGCAAUGCCCGCUGUAUUGCAAUGCUUCGGGCAUUUCAAGAGUCAAUCGAAGAUUACUCUACUCCAGCAGAGAAAGAACUUACUAGGGACCUUCCUACAAAGAUAAAUGGUUACGUCUCAUUUCUGAUUCAAUGCAGGCCCCUUUCAAUUAGCAUGGGGAAUGCAAUUAGUUUUCUUAAACCCAAAAUUCCUGAAUUAUCUUCAACCAUGUCCGAGUCAGAAGCAAAAGCGAGUCUUCUCUCAGAUAUCGAUCGCUUCAUAAAUGAAAAGAUAAUUCUAGCAGAAAAAGUAAUCGUGAGGCUUGCUGUAACAAAAAUUAGGGAUGGUGAUGUUCUUCUCACACAUGGUUCAUCAUCUGUUGUAGAAAUGAUAUUCUUAUGUGCCCAAGAGCUUGGCAAACAGUUCCGAGUUGUGAUUGUGGAUUCACGUCCAAAGCUUGAAGGGAGGAUGUUACUUCGUAGGUUGGUGGGAAAGGGUAUUAGUUGUACAUACACUCAUCUAAAUGCCAUUUCUUAUAUAAUGCAUGAAGUAACACGAGUAUUUUUGGGUGCUUCAUCGGUGUUGUCUAAUGGAACGGUUUAUUCGAGGGUUGGCACUGCAUCUGUUGCUAUGGUUGCCCAUCAGUUCCGUGUUCCAGUCUUAGUAUGUUGUGAAUCAUAUAAGUUUCAUAAAAGGGUUCAACUUGAUUCAAUUUGCUUUAAUGAACUUGGUGACCCUGAUGCUAUUGCAAGGGUUUCUGGCAAGGAGGAUAUCAAUUAUUUGAAUGAUUGGGCAAGUAGCCAAAAUCUUCAACUUUUGAAUCUGACUUAUGACGCAACACCAUCGGACUACAUUUCAAUGAUCAUUACAGAAUAUGGCAUGAUCCCUCCAACAAGUGUUCCUGUUAUUGUUCAAGAGUACGGUGGAGAACAUUUAUUGAUUUAG